Messenger RNA from Epinephelus moara (kelp grouper), 2471 nucleotides. It is a transcript of the gene med17, whose product is annotated as mediator complex subunit 17. Bases 155 to 2086 code for a protein of 643 amino acids. The record is from RefSeq and is a predicted model, not a curated record. The transcript is spliced from 13 exons. Gene Ontology annotation, cellular component: core mediator complex; mediator complex. NCBI's taxonomy places the organism in Eukaryota, Metazoa, Chordata, Actinopteri, Perciformes, Serranidae. Gene Ontology annotation, biological process: regulation of transcription by RNA polymerase II. Gene Ontology annotation, molecular function: transcription coregulator activity.
UACCGUGAGCAUCACGCUAGGGGGCAGCAGUUCUUCCGUGUGAUGAGAGAGGAGAAUGACCCAUUCACUUCGCUAACGUUACUGGACAAUAUUCCAAACGUCCAGUGAAUAACCCUUUAAACUUGUGACUGGAGCAUACUGAAGUGUUGCCAUCAUGUCCGGUGGUCCAGCAGUGAGGGUCAGCAUCGAGUCUUCCUGUGAGAAGCAGGUGCAGGAAGUGGCCCUGGAUGGAACAGAAACAUAUGUCCCCCCUCUGUCCAUGUCCCAGAACUUGGCAAAGUUGGCACAGAGAAUCGACUUCAGCCAGGGAUCGGACUCAGAGGAGGAUGGGACCGAGGGGGAACCCAGGGACCGUGAGUGGAGCAAGCAGGAGCCAGAGGAAGAAGAAGGCACAGUGAAGUUCCAGCCAUCUCUUUGGCCCUGGGACUCAGUGCGUAACAACCUCCGCAGUGCCCUGACAGAGAUGUGUGUACUCCAUGAUGUGCUCAGCGUGGUGAAGGAGAAGAAGUACAUGGCUUUAGACCCGGUGUCUCAGGAUCCAACGGCUGGCAAGACCCCCCAGGUGUUCCAGCUGAUCAGUAAAAAGAAAUCACUGGGCACAGCAGCGCAGCUCCUCCUGAAGGGAGCAGAGAAGCUCAACAAGUCCGUAGCAGAGAACCAGGAGAACAGGAGGCAGAGGGACUUCAACUCUGAGCUGCUGCGACUCCGCUCUCAGUGGAAACUGCGCAAAGUAGGAGACAAGAUCCUGGGAGACCUCAGCUACCGAAGCGCAGGUUCCCUUUUUCCUCACCAUGGCACGUUUGAGGUGAUCAAGAACACAGACAUUGAUUUGGACAAAAAAAUCCCAGAAGACUACUGCCCCCUCGAUGUCCAGAUCCCCAGUGAUUUGGAGGGAUCUGCUUAUAUCAAGGUGUCCAUCCAGAAACAAGCUCCAGACAUUGGUGAUCUGGGAACUGUCAACCUGUUUAGGAGGCCGCCAAAAACCAAAGCCGGUACCCAGCCGUGGCACGUCAAGCUGGAGGCGGCUCAGAAUGUUUUGCUCUGUAAGGAGAUCUUCGCCCAGCUGUCCAGGGAAGCUGUCCAGAUUAAAUCCCAGAUCCCUCACAUUGUGGUGAAGAAUCAGAUCAUCUCACAGCCUUUCCCAGGUCUGCAGCUGUCCAUCUCACUGUGCCAUUCUACGGGAGAGAAGAAGAACCAUCGGGCGUCACCAGAGAAACCCAAACCAGACGACCACCUUUACGUACUGGAACACAAUCUACAUCAAAUGAUGAGAGAGUUCCACAAGCAGCAGCUGAGCUCUGUGGUGAUGCCACAUCCUGCUAGCGCCCCCUUUGGCCACAAGCGCAUGCGCCUAGCGGGGCCACUGGCCUAUGACAAAGCUGAAAUCUCCAGCUUGCAACAGAGUGAGGGGCUCCUCGAGAAGAUCAUCAAACAGGCCAAACACAUCUUCCUACGUAGCAGGACGGCGCGGACUAUCGACAGCCUGGCGAGCCGCAUAGAGGACCCGCAGAUCCAGGCUCACUGGUCCAAUAUCAACGAUGUGUAUGAGUCCAGUGUCAAGGUGCUCAUCACCUCUCAGGGCUACGAGCAGAUCUGCAAGUCCAUCCAGCUGCAGCUGAACAUUGGUGUGGAGCAAAUCAGGGUGGUGCACAGAGAUGGACGCGUCGUCACAUUAUCACACCAGGAACAGGAACUGCAGGACUUCCUCCUCUCACAGAUGUCGCAGCAUCAGGUGCAUGCAGUUCAGCAGCUGGCCAAAGUGAUGGGCUGGCAUGUCCUAAGCUUCAGUAACCAUGUAGGCCUGGGCCCAGUGGAGAGCAUUGGAAAUGCCUCCGCUGUCACUGUUGCCUCGCCCAAUGGAGAGUACGCCAUCUCAGUGCGUAACGGCCCAGAGAGUGGGUGCAAAGUUUUGGUCCAGUUCCCCCGCAGCCAGACCAAAGAGCUGCCGAAGAACGACGUCAUCCAGGACACCAAGUGGAGCCACCUCAGAGGGCCGAGCAAAGAGGUCCACUGGAGCAAGAUGGAGGGACGAAACUUUGUCUACAAGAUGGAGCUCCUCAUGGCUGCUCUGACUCCCUGUCCGUAGAUACAGUCAGUCUGCGGACUCCUCCCUCAUUACAAAGCCAUGUUUUAUAUAUGUUCAGCCACAACAUUUGAAAGGGACAGCAGCACAAAGGCUUUGCAGUCAUGAUACAGACAGCUCCAUCAAAAAUGUGACAUUUUCCUUUUUGAUACUGCCACAAUCUUCUUUCCACCUCCAGCAGUGUGUGUGUGUGUGUGUGUGUGUGUGUGUGUGUGCGCGUGUGUGUGUGUGUGCGCGUGUGUGUGUGUGUGCGUGUGUGUGUGUGCGCGUGUGUGUGUGUGCGCGUGUACCUCAAACACUUUGAUACAAAAUAAAACAUUAAGUCUGUCUGUAUUUGUGCAGAUUUGUCAUAAUAAGAAUAAAGCUGUGAAUCAGUUUUUUCUCAGGA